Molecule: messenger RNA, 222 nt
Organism: Iphiclides podalirius (scarce swallowtail)
Lineage: Eukaryota; Metazoa; Arthropoda; Insecta; Lepidoptera; Papilionidae
Source: the annotation of a GenBank genome assembly
AUGCCCAGUAGCCCCUUGCCAGUCUUUGUCCUAGACAAGAAUAAUGCAAGGAUAGUAAUAGAACAGAAAAUAAAAGAAGGAAGCACUGUUGGGAGCGAGCCAGGCGCAGCCCUUGUCAUGCCGGUGGACUUGCAUGGCUUCUGGGACAUGGUCUUCAUGCAGGUUGAUGCCGCCAUGGCUUUUUGGAUAAGGCGGCCUGCUGCGUCGUCACAGUCGUCUGUG